This is a messenger RNA of Striga asiatica, 1173 nucleotides long. NCBI's taxonomy places the organism in Eukaryota, Viridiplantae, Streptophyta, Magnoliopsida, Lamiales, Orobanchaceae. The record is from the annotation of a GenBank genome assembly.
AUGAGUACUAUUAAUCUUGUUGCAUCCCUAGCAUUUCUCCUCCUCAUCCUCCUCCUCCUCUCCACCACCACCGCCCGCCCAACGAAAACAAACCCGACCACCCUCCGCCCGAGCACGAGGAUUCCAUUGAUUGACUUGGACAGUUCGUCCAACUCUAGCUCGGAAGCUCGGUUGAGAAGAGACGCCGCCCGCAUGGCCGCCUUGGUCAACCAACUCUCCAAGGAAGAGUUUUCGUCUAUCAGGGGCGCGGUAGCCGUGAACAUCAGCGUUGGCACCCCGGCCAUGGUACAAACCCUGGUGGCGGACACAGGUAGUGAUCUCCUAUGGCUGCAGUGCAAGUCGUGCGACGAAUGCAUGGAUCAGCCCAACCUGCCGUUCGACCCAGCCGCGUCCAGCUCGUACCACACAGUCCCCUGCGCGACCUCCAGCUCGGAUAACCCCAAUGCCUGCGACCAACUCAGUGUUUCCAUGCGCGGGUGCGACACCACCAACGACGUCUGCACGUACUUUUACUUCUACGGGGACAGUUCCUACUCGAAAGGAACCCUAGCCCUCGAGAACGUCAAGAUCAACAGCGACAUGGUGGUCCAAAAUGUGUCCGUCGGCUGUGGCCUAUCCAACAGUCUCACCGCGGCGGCAGAAGUCGACGGGGUCCUCGGCCUGGGCGACGCGGUGGGCUCGCUCGUGGGCCAGUCGGGCCGCGUGUUUAGCUGCUGCCUUGGUGGAACAAGUGGUGGGUGGAUCGAUUUCGAUAGGUCCGCGGACACGUUCCAGAUAAGGGACGACGGCGACGGAGGGGCGAUACUCGACACGGGGACGACAAUCACGAUGCUCCCGGAGGGCGCCUACGUGGCGCUACGGGAUCUGUUCCGGAGGAAUAUGGGGAAUGCGACGCCGUCGUCGUACAACUACCUCGACACGUGCUAUCAGCAGAACGAGUUGGGGACGAUACCGACUGUCUCGUUGUACAUAUCGGACCAAUCGGACACGAGCAUUACGAGUGAGAAUCCGAUGUUCAUGGUGCAGGUCGAUGAUAUGGGUGGAGUUCUGGGAUGCCUUGCUUUCACCGUGUCACCGUUGAACCUUACGAUAAUCGGCAACAUUCAACAACAAGGGACUCAGAUCACUAUCGACGCGUCGAGCAACAAUAUCGGAAUCGGGCCUGACUGCUGA